AUGCAAUGGAUACCAAUGACAGUGAAUAUCAAGUUCGGCCUAUUGCUUCUCAAUCAACUAGUAUCGGGUCUCACCGUUUCCACUUAUAGUACUGUUUUUAUUCUCAUGCUCGAAUUAACAUCAGCGGCUCACACAAGUCUCGUCGGAAAUGUAGCACUUGUCGCUUUUACAGUUGGUGAAGCAAUUAUUACUCUUUUUGCCUACCUUACUUUCGAUUGGCAAAUGCUCAAAUGGGCUAAUACUAUUUUUAUUGGGCUAACCUUGCCUUAUCUCUGUUUUAUGCCCGAAACACCACUUUAUCUCUAUGCCCAACGACAAUAUACUGAGCUCGAAGCACUUUUACGUCGCAUUGCGACGCAAAAUAGACGAGCUGAAGUCGAAUGGUAUCCAUCGUAUCAAGAAUUCUUACGUAGUCAAUCGAUUGCACAAGUUCAUGAUAAAGAGAAAAUGCCUUUUCUCAAACAAAUUCGCCAACUUCUUUCACAUAGACCGAGCAUCAUCAAACUAUUUAUUAUAGAUGUUAUUGGUUUCACAACAUAUCUUCUUUAUUAUGAGAUAAGUUAUGGUCUUGAAGUCAUAAAUAUAUCUCCAUACCUUGGAGUUCUCAUCGGAGCCGUCGUCGAAGCUUUGGGUUACAUAUCUAGUUCUUUACUUAUGGUAACAAGACUAGGUCGUAAAGGUACAUUUGUCAUUAUGUUAGCUCUUACAGCAGUUUGCGUUCUCAUCAUACCAUUCAUUAAUAAACAUAGUGCACUAGCCACUGUGUUGCUUGCUCAAUUUGGUAAAUAUGCCAUAUCGGGUGCAAUAUCUGCCUCUUGGAUAUUCGUGCCUGAACUCUUUCAGACUUCUAUUCGAAGUAGUGUAAAUGGACUUUUCAUUACUUUUAGCCAUAUUGGAGCUAUUAUUGCACCAGUUAUUGAUACUUCCGUGAGCGAUGAAUAUUUACCAAUAACAUACUAUGUGUCAUCGGCUCUAGCUGUUGUCGUUCUUUUGUUAACCAUGCUCUUGCCAGAAACAAGAGAUAAAACAAUGGAUGAUUGA
Molecule: messenger RNA, 1041 nt
Organism: Rotaria sordida
Lineage: Eukaryota; Metazoa; Rotifera; Eurotatoria; Philodinida; Philodinidae
Source: the annotation of a GenBank genome assembly